AUGGACAAAAUAUUGGGAUCAAGCACAUUCCUGCAACCCAGUGUGGCAUUUGGGUCCGAACCAGCAAUGGAGGUCAUUUUGCUUCACCCAACUAUCCUGACUCAUAUCCGCCAAACAAGGAGUGUAUCUAUAUUUUGGAAGCCGCUCCUCGUCAACGGAUAGAGCUGACCUUUGACGAACGCUAUUAUAUAGAGCCAUCAUUUGAAUGUCGCUUUGAUCACUUGGAAGUUCGAGAUGGGCCAUUUGGUUUCUCCCCUCUUAUAGAUCGUUACUGUGGCAUGAAAAGCCCUGCAUUAAUUAGGUCAACAGGAAGAUUCAUGUGGAUUAAAUUUAGUUCUGAUGAAGAACUUGAAGGACUAGGAUUUCGAGCAAAAUACUCAUUCAUUCCAG
This is a messenger RNA of Cricetulus griseus (Chinese hamster), 390 nucleotides long. The record is from RefSeq and is a predicted model, not a curated record. NCBI's taxonomy places the organism in Eukaryota, Metazoa, Chordata, Mammalia, Rodentia, Cricetidae.